This is a messenger RNA of Trametes versicolor FP-101664 SS1, 687 nucleotides long. RefSeq lists its product as uncharacterized. The record is from RefSeq and is a predicted model, not a curated record. Bases 1 to 687 code for a protein of 228 amino acids. NCBI's taxonomy places the organism in Eukaryota, Fungi, Basidiomycota, Agaricomycetes, Polyporales, Polyporaceae. The transcript has 4 exons.
AUGGAACUUCGCCAGAGACCUCGGCCUUACGAGUCCGCCCAGGACGUCCGAGAGCCAGAGCUGCGCGAGAUGGAGGAAGGACUCGGUACUAGGCACGGCAAGGCAGCCUCGGGCACUCUUUGCAACCCGCACGACUCUGGCGAUACGACGGGCGACGACGCGUCACCACCCUUUCCCCUGAAAGUCUUUAGAAGGCGCGACUUCAAAGUGCUGGAGAUAGAAGGGGAUUGGGACGACGAAAAGCUCCUUACUGCGCUGAAGAAAACUUACGACCAGUUGCGGGGGUGGAGGAAGUACUUCGGGCUCAUGGACAUUGCUUAUCUUACACCGGUCCUGGCCGAGUCUUUCAUCUACCCUCAGCGCGUAGGCACCCCCUGGAUCUCCUCUCAUAAGAACAUGCGCAUGUGCUACCUCCUUCAGAACCCGGCCUACCUACAUGGAGAGCGGCAAGUGAUGGCUGCGCUCACUCAACGCAUCGAUCUUGGGGUCGAAUUCGUCGAGCGCUGGAAGACCCGUCGCCUCCUGGGUGUUGCAGGACUCUGCGCCAUCCUCGCAUACCUGACCAUGGUGGUCUGGGGCGUGCAAACUAGCGACUGGGCCACCGCAUCUCAGAUUGGCCAAUUCCAUUUGGCUAUGUUCUCGUUGCUCUUCAUCGCGGUCGCCUGGUCCCAGAACCACGAUUUCUGA